Molecule: messenger RNA, 847 nt
Organism: Zea mays
Lineage: Eukaryota; Viridiplantae; Streptophyta; Magnoliopsida; Poales; Poaceae
Product: Rapid alkalinization factor 1
Exons: 1
Coding region: 112-453 (113 amino acids)
Biological process (GO): calcium-mediated signaling
Cellular component (GO): plasmodesma
Source: RefSeq, marked provisional
CAAACCCCACACGAGCAAAAGCAGAGCACACAGCACAAACCUCUUUCCCCUCCCCUGCCCCGCCUCCUCCUCCUCCAUUCCCCAUCCCCCAUCCCCCAUCCACCGCCGUCGAUGGCGAGGCCGACGCGCGCGCUGCUGCUCCCGCUCCUCCUCCUGGUCCUCGCGCUGGCGGCGCUGGCCCGCGCGUCGGGGUCGGGCGACGUUCCGGCGUCGUCUCUGAGCUGGGACCUCGGCGUGGUGGGCGCGGGGGAGGACGAGGAGUUCGGCUUCCCCGGCGGCGACUCCGUAGCGCGCCGGGUGCUGCAGGGCGGCGGCUACCUCAGCUACGGCGCGCUGCGCAGGGACAACGUGCCCUGCUCCGUCCGGGGCGCCUCCUACUACAACUGCCGCCCCGGCGGGCAGGCCAACCCCUACUCGCGCGGCUGUACCGCCAUCACACGCUGCCGCGGCUGAUCUCGCCGCCUACGCGUCCACCGACGGAAAACAGGAGGUUCAUAUCUGUCAAUCCCACGCCGUUGUUGAUUUGAGACACACCAAAAAAAAUGUUCAUCUCCCUCCCUGUCCCUUUAAUCAAUUAUCAGUACCUGUAUGCUAUUGCUUGUUUUCUCCUGUCGUUUGAAUUUAACGAGAAUGAUUGGUGGUGGUUGUGGGUUAUGCAUGAGUUGGCGCCCACUUGAUUCCAGCCGGAUUCGCCUCUCUCUCUCUCUGGUCCUGUAAAUUCCAUGAAUCCAUGAUUCGUGAGCAACUGGUGUACAAACUACAAGCUGAUGAUGAAAAUUCCACCGUGAACCAGUGCGAUUGUGAUUGUAAUUAAGUUAGCGGCGGAUCCGAGUCGCAACAACCAGCU